AUGCGCGUCGUACGAAUCCUUUUUGGCGUCGCGCUGUUGUUCGUUGGCUGCGAUGCAUUAGAGUUAAGUGCAGCCACAAAUACAAAGCUCGAAUUGCAGGAUCGUAGUCGGCGCAGCUUGGAUGUGGGCUGGCUGCUACGAAAUUUGCUGUUAAAUAGCGCUACUGCCAGCGAUUUGAAGGCGAAUGUGACGCGCACACUUGCCGCAUCUAGACUACCACCACCGCCACCACCAACAACGCGGCGACCGAGAACAACACGUCCGCCAACUACACUUGCACCGCCUCCGCCACCGCCACCGCCGCCAUUCAAUCCGUUCUUUAACAAGUUUGCUUUAUUUGCCAGCUCGUCAGAUUUAUUUAACCCAACGACGCGCCCCCCACCAACCACUACUACUACCACCACGACCACUGAGGCACCUGAGACACCACCACCACCGCCACCACCUCCGGCUCCGUCAAGACGUCCGCGCCCACGCCCAAAACCGUUUCCACGUCCACCGCCAAGUUAUAAUAGACCACCAUAUGGCUAUGACUAUGACUAUUUUUAUCCUUCUGGCUACGAUGGCUCUCUGUCACGCGGUAACCCACGCUUUGGUCCUGUGGAUUACGAUUAUGAUGAUGCGUCUACCGCACAGUCCGCGCCACCACCAUCGCCACCGCCACCGCCAUCACCACCAGCACCAGCACCACCAUCGCAGCCAUCUUCGCCACGUAAAGCCGGACGCAGUCGUCAACGCCCUGCAGCUCCACCACCACCGCCAUCGCCAGCGCCAACCCAACCGGCACCACCACCAAUGCCACAAAUUAGGCGUCGACCUUCAGCAGCAUCAGCACCACCACCACCACCGCCUCCAACUAGAUCUCGACCACCGCCACAACCACAACGCGAUCGACUAUUAUACCAGUAUGCGCAACCAGAUGAUAUCUCAUCCAAUGAAAGCGCUGAUGAUGUAGCCGGACCGCCGGAAGCCGCACCCGAAGCAGAUAUUCCACCUGAAGAAGCAGACGAUAAUAGUAAUGCAGCACCGGAGGGCGCUGACGCGACGAACGGCGAUGUAGGUGAUGAAAAUGAAAUUCCUGAAAAUGAUGAUGAUGUUGGGCCACCGCCCGAAGUUCUAUCACCGCGUCUGCCUUCCUUUGGACGUGGUCCCAACGCAAGGCCAGCGCCCUCGUCACCUUUUGCCUCACCAUCUUACUAUGAUGCAAUUCCCUCUUCUCCAUAUAAUUUCGGUUCCUUUAACGCUGGCUCGGGAUUUGGCAGUUCCUCUUUCGGCUUCAGUCGUGCUAGUCCUGCUAAGGGUGCAUAUAAGUUCCGUGACGCCUUCUCUGAUUUCCAAACCAGCUACGACGAUGGUCGCUUUCAGCCAAGCGGCUUCGGUGCAUAUAAAUAGUCUAUUAUUUAG
Molecule: messenger RNA, 1404 nt
Organism: Bactrocera tryoni
Lineage: Eukaryota; Metazoa; Arthropoda; Insecta; Diptera; Tephritidae
Product: formin-like protein 14
Exons: 2
Source: RefSeq, a predicted model, not a curated record